Funneliformis geosporum is the source of this 1842-nucleotide messenger RNA. NCBI's taxonomy places the organism in Eukaryota, Fungi, Glomeromycota, Glomeromycetes, Glomerales, Glomeraceae. The record is from the annotation of a GenBank genome assembly.
AUGGAACCAAACAAUAAAAAUCAAGAUAUUCUGAAUCUCAAUGGUUUGGACAAAACUAAUACUGCCAAACAUACCAAACAGAAAUACGAUUCUUCUGCAAAAGAUCAAGAAAGUCAACUUAAAGAAUUCGAGAAAGCAGAAGAGGAACAGAACGUGUCUGAUAAUGAAAUAGAUACUCAAAAAGAAGCCGAAAUUCCAUCUGAGGAUGCUGAAAACGCUCUCGCUUCAGAAACCCAACACACGGCGAAACGAGGGUUACCAGCAGGCUGUCUCUUUGUAGCUAGUUUGCCUUCAACAAAAUCCGACGAAGUUUUACAGAAGUCGGUAUGGAACCACUUCUCAAAUUGGGGAACGCUUCUUAAUGUCAAAGUGCUAAAAGAUUGGUUAUUGCGGCCUUAUUCAUUUGUGCAAUUCGAGAACAUAUGUGAUGCGAAAAAGGCCUUAGUUGAAGCUCAUAAUACUGUUGUCGAGGGACGACGCAUUCGUGUUGAGCAAGCACGAGUGAACCGUACCUUAUUCAUUGGACGAUUAAAUAGAACCAUGAAUGAAGAGGAUAUCCGUGAAAUACUUGAACCAUACGGAGAUACAGAAGACGUCCAUCUAUUAAGAACUUAUUCAACUGGAAAGAGCAAAGGCUGUGCCUUUGUUAAAUUCUGCUAUCGAGAUGAUGCUAUUAGAGCAUAUAUGAAUCUACGCCAACAUGGGAGUAACUAUAUAAUCGAAUGGGCAGCGAAUUUGGAAAAGGCAGUUCCCGGGCCAGAAGACAUUGACAAGCGAUCGAUAUUUGUUGGCCAGCUUAACCAGGCCGAGGUAACUAAAGAAUUGCUUGUUGAAAAAUUCGGCCGUUAUGGUGAAAUUAAGGAGGUUCAAUAUGUAGCAAGAAAAUUCUCACGAUCAUUAGGUCCUCCACGAAACGCAUUUGCGUUCAUUAACUACAACGAUGAGGAUGCUUCUGAAAACGCAAUCAAAGCUGAAAACAAUAGCAGAUAUUUUGAUCGGAUUAUUCGUGUACAAUAUCGCGAAUCCCAAGAAUUUCGCAACCAGCAAAUUCAAUUACUUCGUCAACAGCAAGAAGUAAGAAGAAGAGCUUUCCAAGACUCAUAUUACAACUCUGGGCGCCAAACUAUAAGACUUCCACCAUUAUCACGUGGACAAAAUUACUAUGCGAGUACUCAAAAGAUAUGCAAAGGACGAAAAAAUAGUAUUAUCCCAGAGAUUCCAGUUAUGACAACUCCCAUAUUCUAUCCGCAAGUCGGCAUGGGAGUUCACAAAGUCGUUCCUAUCACGAGUGGAAAGCAAGAGCCCAAAGGCAAAGGUCCAGAAGUACCUGUAUUGCAAAACAAUACCGUUUCUACACCGACAACUUCUUCUGUUGGGAUGAUUCCAGCAUACGCAGGAAGUCUUCAAGGUCUUCCCUACCCAUAUGCGACAUUUAUGGGUACAAUUAAUCACAAAAAUGGAAGCUCAUAUUCACAAGAUUACAGUUAUGAGCCUAACAUUUUACAUUCUUAUGCACCACCAUAUGUUCCUGGACAGCCUAUUAGCGAAUAUGGGCUUGUUGAAGUUGCUUCACAAUCCGCACAAUAUUGUGGAGUUCCUAUCCCGAUCCAAAUUACAAUGCCACAUAUGUACUUCUAUCCGCAAUCAAUGGAUCCAGGAUAUGCAUUAACAUAUUCAGAGAGAUUACAAACAUUAGAAGAAGAAUCGACGAGCGGCUAUGAAGCCGAUAAUGAAAUUAGCACUCACGUUACCGAUGAAGAGAAGACUGCGCUAGGAGAAACGGCAGAAGAGGGUUCUAAGGUCUUUGAUAACGCAUUAUAUGACGAUGUUGCUCAAGAAUAG